Messenger RNA from Chara braunii, 3562 nucleotides. Lineage: Eukaryota; Viridiplantae; Streptophyta; Charophyceae; Charales; Characeae. The record is from the annotation of a GenBank genome assembly.
CUACGCUGUGCUUCCUUCUUCGCGACUUGUUGAUUGUUGAUGUCCGCCUGGCCGUCUGGUGUUCCUCCGGCGGGGGCCCGACUUCCGGCAGCUACCGGUAGCCAGCCAGCCAGCCAGCCAGCCAGCCUUUUAGCACGACCGAUGUUGGCGAGGGAGUACCGCGGUCCAGCGCGCGAGUUGCGGGAGGGCUGGCUAUCUACGUAGUGUUCGAUCCUGCGCGCGUUUGCUGUCUUGCUUGCGUGUCCGAUUUCUGAAGUUCGCCCCGCCCACGAUCCGGGUGGUUCUUGUCCGUGGCUUUUGCUGUCUCCCCCCGCUGCUCGCGCCCCUUCGUCUGGCCGGGCUACCAACGUUGUCAUCACGUGUUGUUGGUUUUGUUAAAAUAGAUCGGUUUGCUGUUUGGCGGCUUUGAGGGAAGGAGAGCGGAGCGGUGGGAGCAAUUAGCGAAGUGGCGGGCAGCAGUCGUGUUGCUCUGUGUUGCAAUACGCCGAUGAGCGCUUUGGCGGCUGUACGCAGCACGUGCUCGGGCGUCAGGCGGGUGUCGAUUGCAUGCAGUAGAAGAGAUCUGAGAGCAGGGGCCAUGGCAAACGCUCAGUCUUUCGCUGCGAUUGCCGCACUGCGGCUGCAGUCGCUGACAUCGGCCACGCCGUCGUCGCUGUCGUCGACGGAGACCCUCGACAGAGUACCGAAGGUACGAUCGGGGUGUCCGUCGAGUCCGUUGUUUUCAUCUCAAAGCGGACCGAGUGGGCGAUCUACGGCGGAACGUUAUGCCUACUCCACUUCAUCUUCGGCGUUGGAUUUGCGCAGCAGUUUCGCGAUCGGCGGACAUGGCGCCGCCUCCCUGCGCUCAUCCGUAUUGCAUCCCAGAGUUGCGCAGCACCGUCGAGCGCACCGGCGCGCCGGCCACGCGCGCGCGGACGCAACGGUUGCAGAGAAAGAGCCAUCAGUGGGACCCGCCGAAAAGUUUGAGUAUCAGGCAGAAGUGAGCAGGCUUCUGGAUCUCAUUGUUCAUUCGUUGUAUAGUCAUCCAGAGGUGUUCCUCAGAGAGCUGAUCAGCAAUGCAAGUGAUGCACUGGACAAGCUCCGCUUUCUGAGCGUAACGGAUGCAUCUUUGCUUGCCGGGGACCCUGAGUUGGAGAUUCGCGUCAAGGCGGACAAGGAGGCAGGGACCAUUGAGAUCACGGAUACUGGAAUUGGAAUGACAAGGGAGGAACUGGUGGAGAGUUUGGGAACAAUUGCUCAGAGUGGUACUGCGAAGUUCGUGCAGGCUUUGAAGGAUAAUAAAGAGGGUUCUACGGAAAACAAUUUGAUUGGGCAGUUUGGUGUUGGAUUCUAUUCAGCUUUUCUUGUUGCAGACAAGGUGACAGUGACCACGAAGAGCCCAAAGUCUGGAGCAGUUUGGGAAUGGGAAUCUGUAGCUGAUAGUUCAAGUUACACUAUUAAAGAGCUGCCUGAUGCUCCAGAACUUCCCAGGGGCACAAAGGUCACGCUUCACCUCAAGCCUGACUGCAAGUUCGAGUACACGGAGCAGCAAAGAGUUGAGAACUUGAUCAGGCAGUACUCUCAGUUCAUUUCUUUCCCGAUUUACACUUGGAAGGAGCUGAGCCGUGACAAAGAGGUGGAAGAGGAAGUUGAAGUGGAGGGGAAGGAUGGCGAGGAGAAGAAGACAGAGAAGAAGAAAAAGACUAUUACUGAGAAGUACUUCGACUGGGAUCUGAUUAACAACACCAAGCCCAUUUGGAUGAGAAAUCCAAAGGAUGUGUCACCAGCAGACUACAACAGCUUCUUCAAGUCCACAUUCAACGAGUUCAUUGACCCAGCUGCACACACACAUUUCUCCACUGAGGGAGAGAUUGAGUUCCGCAGUUUACUGUACGUUCCAGGAAUUGGUCCAUUCAACCAAGAGGAGAUUUACAACCCAAAGACGAAAAACAUCCGCCUCUAUGUGAAGAGAGUCUUCAUCUCCGACGAAUUUGAUGGUGAGCUGUUUCCACGCUACCUGAACUUUAUCAAGGGAGUGGUAGACUCCAAUGAUCUGCCCCUAAAUGUUUCUCGAGAAAUUCUUCAGGAGAGCAGAAUUGUCCGCAUCAUGAAGAAACGGCUGGUCAGGAAGACUUUUGACAUGAUUGAUGAGAUUGCGAAGAGAGAGAAGGCUGAGGAUUAUCAAAGCUUCUGGACGAACUUUGGGAGGAACAUCAAAAUGGGUUGUAUUGAGGAUGCAGGAAAUCAUGUGCGAUUGGCACCUUUGUUGAGGUUUUACUCGAACAAAGGUGGAGAUGAACUGGUGAGCCUUCCACAGUACUUGGAGAGGAUGAAGCCCAACCAGUCGUCCAUAUACUACCUGGCGGCUGACAGUUUGAAGAGUGCAAAGAGUGCGCCAUUCCUCGAGGAGCUUGAGAAGAAGGAUUUCGAGGUGCUGUUCCUCGUGGAGCCAAUUGACGAGGUGGCAAUCACAAACCUGCAGUCAUUCAAGGAGAAGAAGUUCGCUGAUAUCAGCAAGGAAGGCCUGGAUUUGGGUGAGGAAGUGGACAAGAAAAAGGAGGAAGAGAAAGAGAAGAGUUACAGACUCCUUUGCGACUGGAUGAAGCAGAAACUUGGUGACAGGGUUGCCAAGGUCCAGGUGUCCAACAGGAUUAGCAGCUCCCCUUGUAUCCUCGUCUCUGGCAAGUUUGGCUGGUCAGCAAACAUGGAAAGGAUCAUGAAGGCACAGGCGAUGGGCGGAGAUAGUUCUCAGUUGGAGUUCAUGAAGGGCCGCCGCAUUUUGGAAAUCAACACAGAUCAUCCAAUCAUCAAGGAUUUGAACGUGGCUGCAAGGGAUACCCCUAACAAUGACAAGGCUGCAAAUAUGGUGGAGCUGCUAUAUGAGACCUCUCUCCUCACAAGCGGUUUCUCGCCGGAGAACCCUUCAGACUUCGCAAGCCGGGUUUAUGAGAUGAUGGCUCUCACAGUUGAGGACAAGAGGAAUGAAGAGAGAGCUGCAGACGAGGCAGUGAGGUUGGCGCAGGCCAAGUACGGUGCAGGUACAGCUGCAGAUGCAUCUGAUUCGUCCACCGAUGAAGUAGUCGAGCCAGAGGUGCCAUCAAUCAAUGAAGUAGUUGAGCCAGAGGUGAUAGAAUCUGGUGACAAUGACCCUUGGAAGAGCUGAGCAGCAGAGAUGCAUGUCGUUGACGGACUGGGUGGGAUGGGUUGUAGGUUACAAAUUUUUGGAUCGGAACUUAUUCAGGUCCCUAGGCUAGGCUUGUGAAGAGAAGCACGGAGCCAUUGACAUUUAGGAGGAGGAUGUAACUUGCGGAUGUAGUGUAGUUUGUAGAGCAGACAGUGAGUAGGCAACGGCUGAGGGCUCGUGUCUUUUACUCAAUUACCCUUGGAGGUGGUUUUGGGCUACCCCCCCCUUGAAAGAUUACGUUCUCGUUGUUCUGCUGUCUUCUUGAAGAAUCCUAUUCUUCAUUCUUGUGUUUUUCACAUGCUGCGUCAAUCUCUUUUUGAAUAUGGGCUGGAGCUUGUCCUUAACUUGAAGAGGGUUUUUGAACUGUUGUACUGACUCCGUUUUGGCUUAUUUUUUGUC